This is a messenger RNA of Salarias fasciatus (jewelled blenny), 1675 nucleotides long. RefSeq names its product gamma-aminobutyric acid type A receptor subunit alpha3 (gene gabra3). Gene Ontology annotation, biological process: monoatomic ion transmembrane transport. Bases 1 to 1383 code for a protein of 460 amino acids. Gene Ontology annotation, molecular function: GABA-A receptor activity; extracellular ligand-gated monoatomic ion channel activity. The transcript has 10 exons. Gene Ontology annotation, cellular component: membrane. The record is from RefSeq and is a predicted model, not a curated record. Lineage: Eukaryota; Metazoa; Chordata; Actinopteri; Blenniiformes; Blenniidae.
AUGGCAGGACCCCGGAACAGCAGUAGGGCAGUCGUUACGCACAGAGAGCCGCUGCCCGAUGAUGGGAGAGACAAUAUCACCAUUUUCACCCGGAUCCUUGACAGGCUGCUGGACGGAUAUGACAACAGGCUACGUCCCGGGCUCGGAGAAAGUGUGACAGAAGUGAGGACAAACAUCUACGUGACGAGUUUCGGGCCGGUGUCAGACACAGACAUGGAGUACACCAUCGACGUCUUCUUCCGCCAGAGCUGGAGGGACGAGAGGCUGAAGUUCGACGGGCCCAUGCAGGUGCUGCCGCUCAACAACCUCCUGGCCAGUAAGAUCUGGACCCCCGACACCUUUUUCCACAACGGGAAGAAAUCUGUGGCGCACAACAUGACGACGCCGAACAAACUGCUACGACUAGUCGACAACGGCACGCUUCUCUACACCAUGAGGUUGACCAUUCAUGCCGAGUGCCCCAUGCACCUGGAGGAUUUCCCCAUGGAUGCGCACGCCUGUCCUCUGAAGUUCGGAAGUUAUGCUUACACCAAUAAUGAGGUGAUCUACCUGUGGACUCAGGGAGACGAGCUGUCGGUGGCGGUGGCGGAGGACGGCUCCAGGCUCAACCAGUACGACCUUUUGGGACACGUCAUUGGCAAAGAAACCAUCAGCUCCAGCACAGGAGAAUAUGUAGUGAUGACAACGUAUUUCCAUUUGAAAAGGAAAAUUGGCUAUUUUGUGAUUCAGACCUACCUCCCGUGCAUCAUGACUGUCAUACUGUCUCAGGUCUCCUUCUGGCUAAACAGAGAAUCGGUUCCAGCGCGCACUGUAUUUGGGGUCACCACUGUGCUCACCAUGACCACCCUGAGCAUCAGUGCUAGAAACUCCCUCCCUAAGGUGGCCUAUGCCACUGCCAUGGACUGGUUCAUGGCCGUGUGCUAUGCCUUUGUCUUCUCUGCCUUGAUUGAGUUUGCCACAGUCAACUACUUCACCAAGCGCAGCUGGGCGUGGGAUGGGAAAAAAGAGGGCAUGGAAAUAAGGGAACCGUUUCAGGCUAACAUGGCCAGGAUUAAAGAUAUGAGAAGAGAGUCGGCAGCCUUGUCGAAAAAGGCAAACAACACCUUCAACAUUGUCGGGACCACCUAUGCCAUCAACGUGGCUAAGGACCAGGGCUUGACCACCAUUUCCAAGAGCGCGCCCACGGUGUCGUCCAAACACGCCUACCUGCAUAAAAUGGAUGACCCCUACACAGAGGCCAAGAAAUCCUACAACCGCGUCAGCAAAGUGGACAAGAUCUCGCGCAUCAUUUUCCCAGUUCUGUUCUUCAUCUUCAACUUAGGCUACUGGGCCACGUACGUCAACAGGAAGCCCGCCAUCAUGAAGGCCAACAACCUAAACUGAAUCUGUCCGAGGCUCGGGGUGGUUUUUUUUCGGUUAAGACAGGAUCGCAGGAGGCCAAGUCCAUCACAUCUUAUCGUGUGUGUGUGUGUGUGUGUGUGUGUGUGUGUGUGUAUGUGUGUGCGCGCAUGUUUCGUGCGUCUGUUUUUUCUUAAGCGUUUGAUAUUUUGCACGUCUGUAUCGGUGGAAGGCAAAUCCGAACAUGCAGUAGUUUCACAUAAUAGUCGUGGACUUUUGGAGGGAGCACAUUCUCACGUCACGUCUGUGUUUGUGUAGCAUUUAUGAUUUUCUCUCC